Populus euphratica (Euphrates poplar) is the source of this 504-nucleotide messenger RNA. RefSeq names its product non-specific lipid-transfer protein A-like. Gene Ontology annotation, biological process: lipid transport. Gene Ontology annotation, molecular function: lipid binding. The record is from RefSeq and is a predicted model, not a curated record. The transcript has 2 exons. The coding region runs from base 35 to 379 and encodes 114 amino acids. NCBI's taxonomy places the organism in Eukaryota, Viridiplantae, Streptophyta, Magnoliopsida, Malpighiales, Salicaceae.
AAGGCAAUUAGCACCUUUCUCUGAACAAAGAAAGAUGGUGUUGUAUUCUGUUUUCUGGGCAGUGAUUUUGCUUGCGAGUACAAACUCUGUCCAUGGCAGCGAUGCAUGCACAGGCUUGCCUGGAUUGCUUAACUGCGCCCCGUUCUUGAUGGGUAGUGUCUCAUCACCUGAUGCUAAGUGUUGUAAAUCUCUAAAAUGGCUAAGUCAGCAUGCUAUCAAGAGGGAAGACAAAAGGGAACUCUGUAAAUGUUUAAAGAUAGAAGAUUUGAAGCACAAGGGCGUUAUCCUCGAUAGAGCCAAAGCAAUCCCUCGCCUGUGCAAAGUCCAGCUCCCGGUGCCGCUCAUACCAGAUAAAAUAGACUGUGACAGGAUAAAUUAAAGCUGCUGAUGAGGAGUAAAUUGAGAUGUCUGCUUAAUACUAAAGGAAUAAACUGCAUGGAGGCAUGGUGCCAAGAUAUCUUAGAGCCUUUACUAGCUCAUUACAGAAGCCCAAGCAAUUUUAUA